AUGAUAACUGCAAAAGCCCUAGAUUACUUCAUCGAGCUCAUGAACGAUUCGGGCAUAAAAGACGAUCUUCGGCUGGAAGAGAGCUUCCAUACCCUGGACGAAAUCUACGAUUGGCUCGACAACCUGCCGAUGAAGUAUUGCGAAAAGGUGGAAACCAUCAUCGGUGGUCACACUUACGAGGGACGAGACAUCAAGGGUGUGAAGAUUUCGCACAAUUCAAACAAGCCGGGAAUUUUCAUCGAGGGUGGUAUCCAUGCUUGGGAAUGGAUUUUACCGGCCACGGUUACAUUUUUAAUCAAUGAAUUGCUCUCUAGCACUGAACCGACUGUUCACGAAUUAUCCGAAUCUUACGACUGGUACAUUUUCCCAUCGAUCAAUCCCGAUGGUUAUGUUUACACUCAUACCUCAGUAAAUCACAGUCUGCAGGAUCAAGCUGUUUUGGCGCAGACCUUAACAGAAACUGGAAUUACAAAUGGAUGCAAGUCGGCGCUAGCAAUGAUUCGUGCGACCGAAGAUAUCUUUGCUCAACUUAUCAUGGUACCUUACGCCUACACCAAGGAGCAUCUUGAUAACUAUAACGAAACGUAUUCGGUUGCCGUAAAGGCUGCGGAAGCAAUAUCUAAGAGAUAUGGUAGUAAAUACACUCCUGGAUCUUUGGCUGAAACCAUGUAUCCAGUUUCCGGGGUAUCCGUGGAUUGGGUAAAGGCAGUAUUGAAAUUGCCAUUAGCUUUUGCUUAUGAACUUCGCGAUCGAGGUGACUUCGGAAUGUUACUUCCGCCAGAGCAAAUUAUUCCGACUGGUCAAGAGGUGGUUGAUUCUUUGAUCGUUCUUUUUGAAGAAGGUAGAAAAUUGGGAUACUCUUAG
Molecule: messenger RNA, 864 nt
Organism: Nasonia vitripennis (jewel wasp)
Lineage: Eukaryota; Metazoa; Arthropoda; Insecta; Hymenoptera; Pteromalidae
Product: zinc carboxypeptidase
Exons: 7
Coding region: 1-864 (287 amino acids)
Biological process (GO): proteolysis
Molecular function (GO): zinc ion binding; metallocarboxypeptidase activity
Source: RefSeq, a predicted model, not a curated record